Molecule: messenger RNA, 744 nt
Organism: Schistocerca nitens (vagrant locust)
Lineage: Eukaryota; Metazoa; Arthropoda; Insecta; Orthoptera; Acrididae
Exons: 1
Coding region: 1-744 (247 amino acids)
Source: RefSeq, a predicted model, not a curated record
AUGGAGGGAGGCACUGGCACCGCCAGGGGCAGUGGUGGCGUCCAGGGGGGCGGCGUGUGGCAGGCGGAACCAGCAUCACCAGGGGCAGCGGGCAGUGGUGGCGUCAUGGAGGAUGGCGGGAGGCACUGGCACUGCCAGGGGCAGUGGUGGCGUCCAGGGGGCGGCAUGUGGCAGGCGGCACUAGCAUCACCAGGGGCAGUGGACAGUGGUGGCGUCAAGGAGGAUGGCGGGAGGCACUGGCACCGCCAGGGGCAGUGGUGGCGACCAGGGGGGCGGCAUGUGGCAGGCGGCACUAGCAUCACCAGGGGUUGCGAGCAGUGGCGGCGUCAAGGAGGAUGGCGGGAGGCACUGGCACCGCCAUGGGCAGUGGUGGCAUCCAGGGGGCCGGAGGGCAGCACUGGCACUGGCAGGGGCACUAGCCAGUGGUGCCUUCCCGGGGGCCAGCUGGUGGCACUGGCGCCACUGGGGGUAGCUGUCAGUGGUGGUGUCCAGGGGGGUGGAAAUCGGCAGGCAGCACUAGCAUCUCCAGGAAUGGUGGGCAGUGGUGGCAUCCAUGGGGUUAGCAGUCGGUGCUGGCACCGCCGGGGGCAGUGGCCAGUGGUGGUCUCCAGGGGGGCGGAGUGCAGCACUGGCACUGCCAGGGGCACUAGCCAGUGGUGCCUUCCAGGGGAGCAGCGGGUGGCACUGGCACCACUCGGAGCAGUGGUGGCGUCCAGGGGGGCGGCGUGUGUCAGGUGGCACUAG